Messenger RNA from Prorocentrum cordatum, 630 nucleotides. Lineage: Eukaryota; Dinophyceae; Prorocentrales; Prorocentraceae. The record is from the annotation of a GenBank genome assembly.
GCCUCAGCAACUGGGCGGCCGAGGGCCGAUAUCACAAGACAGCCGUGCCGAGCGAGAGCUGCCUGCGAGUUGCCGGAGGAGAUGCCUCUGGCUCUGACCUGUGGGCGCCGCAGGUCGCACCCCGACGCUCUCGGCAGUCUCGCCCGCCCCAGCGAGGCCACCGGGAAGCCGGAGUGGGGCUUGACGCUUCACAAGCAGGAGGGCGACACGUUGGGGGUCGGUCUCGGGAACACGUCCACGGGCGCGGUCAUUUUCAACAUCCCCGAGGGCGGACUCGUCGCCCGGUGGAACGAGGCCAACCAGCGGCGCUUGUACCCCGGGCAGAUCAUCACGGAGGUGAACGGCGUCAGGGGCUACUGGCCCAUCUUGGAGGAGUUAAGCAGACCCGGCGUACUUGCUCUCACGAUCUCCAACACCCGCCGCCGAACGCGAUGCCGAGCUGGUUCGAGGAUAUCGCCGCCACGGGCAGCCGGCUGCAGAAGCAGGGCGGCAUCCAGCUUCGGCUUGAGCAGGAGGGCUCGAACUCCGCCAGCUCGUUCUCGCGCCUCCCGACCGUGAAGGCCAGCGACUGCGGCGUCGACCAGUGCGCGAUCUGCAUCGACGACGUCGAGCCUGGGGAAACUCUGGUGC